AUGCUCAGGGACACGUUCGUGGCCGUCUUCGCGGACGGCGACGACGACGAGGCGGCCCUCUCGUUGCUCAGCACGCGCAGUCAGUCCGCCUGCGCUCGCCCUCGCCUGGGGGCCUCUGACCUGCUCGCUGGAGGGCGUUUUAAUAUUCGGUCGCAUGCGGGGUCGCCUUUCUACUGCAUCUGCAUCCAGUUCGACACCUACGUGGACGUGUUCCCGGCGAAGAAAAAGAAGAAGGCCAAGAGGGAGGAGGAGAAGCCGGACGAGUCCCCGGACGAGGGCCCGGAGAACGACGAGGACGAGGACAAAGCCGCCCGCAGGGAGGAGAAGAAGAAGAAUCAAGUCGUCGAAGAAGUCCAAGUCUUCGUCGGGCAGCGGCUGGCUGGAUGGUACUUUCGCGAACAUAUUUUUCUUUGCGCUCGCGGGCGGGAUCGGCUACUGCCGCUACUAUGGCAUCAAGGUGCCGGUUUUGGACGAUUUCAUCCUCAAGUUGCGAGGCGAGAGUUUCGGAGGCGGUGCAGGAAGCAGCCCAGCAGACGCUAG
Molecule: messenger RNA, 540 nt
Organism: Prorocentrum cordatum
Lineage: Eukaryota; Dinophyceae; Prorocentrales; Prorocentraceae
Source: the annotation of a GenBank genome assembly